AUGCUUCAGUCACAUGACGAUGAGUUUUCAGAAGAUUUAAAGGAAUCUAAUCUAUUGGGGAAGCUACAUCAAAACGAUAUCAUAGAAAAAACACGAUUUAAUUUAUCUAUAGCUGCAGAUGUUUGUUCGAAUUCAACAAAAAAUACUUCUGUUUCACAAACAGGUUUUUUGAAUAAUACACUACCUUAUGGUAGUCAGUUUGCUAAAUCAAAUUCCCCGGACUCAAGUGCAGGAGGCGAAGCCGCAACGAGUUCUCAGAUUUCAUCUCGUUCACAGCUACAUAUACAACAAAAUCAUCAUUUAGUACCACCAGCAGCAGAUCUCAGUUUUUAUGGCUUUUCUGAGAGCUUAUCCGAUCAGGAGAGAAUAAUUUUUUCAGAUGCGGACUCAUUUUUGAGGACAAAAGAUGUUGCAGAUAUAUGCAGUACUGAGUACAAUCAUAUGCAUGAAGAGUUUGCUGUUCGCAAAUAUUAUCAUCCCUUAUUUGCUCAUGGCAUUUGCCGCUGGCCAGGCUGUGAAAUGGACUUAGAAAAUAUUGCCUCCUUUGUACGGCAUCUUAAUUCAGAGCACGGCCUGGAUGAUCGUUCCACAGCCCAAGCUAGGGUUCAGAUGCAAGUUGUUUCACAACUGGAAUCACACCUGCAAAAAGAAAGAGAUCGAUUACAGGCUAUGAUGCAUCAUCUAUACUUAUCUAAGCAACUUUUAACUCCAACAAAACCAGAUCAUAAGGACAUAACGGAUAAGCAGGAACACUUUUGUAAUAUUAAUAGUCCUAUCACAAUAUCAAAUCUUGCUCAUUCUUUUCAACAAGGAAGUAGUUCGGGAUCAAUUACAAUGCCACUCGCGAACUCUACAAAUAUCUGCACCAUUAAGAAAAGAAAUAGUGAAAAAAGCACAUUUUCCGUUGCUGGAGGUCUGCCUUACAUGUUGGAAAGGGCUGGACUUGAUGUACAACAAGAAAUUCAACGAAACAGAGAGUUCUACAAAAAUGCGGACGUUCGCCCACCUUUUACAUAUGCAUCUCUAAUAAGACAAGCAAUUAUUGACUCUCCCGACAAACAGUUGACGUUGAAUGAAAUAUAUAACUGGUUCCAGAACACUUUUUGUUAUUUCCGCCGAAACGCAGCAACUUGGAAGAACGCUGUCCGUCAUAAUUUAUCGCUUCACAAAUGCUUUACGAGAGUAGAGAAUGUGAAAGGUGCGGUUUGGACUGUAGAUGAAAUCGAAUUUUAUAAACGGCGCCCACAGCGUACUUCAGCAGUUUCUAACACAAUAGCAUCAAUUACUGGUACAAGCAAUGCGACAAAUUCGAAUUAUUUUGUAAGCCUGAGCUUUGGGUAUGUGGGUUAA
Scaptodrosophila lebanonensis is the source of this 1350-nucleotide messenger RNA. RefSeq names its product forkhead box protein P1 (gene FoxP). Gene Ontology annotation, cellular component: nucleus. Gene Ontology annotation, biological process: regulation of transcription by RNA polymerase II. The coding region runs from base 1 to 1350 and encodes 449 amino acids. NCBI's taxonomy places the organism in Eukaryota, Metazoa, Arthropoda, Insecta, Diptera, Drosophilidae. The transcript has 7 exons. The record is from RefSeq and is a predicted model, not a curated record. Gene Ontology annotation, molecular function: RNA polymerase II cis-regulatory region sequence-specific DNA binding; DNA-binding transcription factor activity, RNA polymerase II-specific.